AUGGCCAUUGUGGUGGCCUACGUGCCCGAGGGGCUGCUGGCCACCGUCACGUCCCACCUGGGCACACCUGGGUCCCACUUGGACACACCUGGGUCUCACCUGGGCACACCUGGGUCACACCUGGGCACACCUGGGCCUCAUCCCACCCUCACCUGUCCCCGCACAGGUACGGCCACGGGGCUGGUGAUCAGCACGGGCGACCGCACGGUGAUCGGGCGCAUCGCCAGCCUGGCGUCGGGCGUGGAGAACGAGAAGACGCCGAUCGCGGUGGAGAUCGAGCACUUCGUGGACAUCAUCGCCGGCCUGGCCGUCUUCUUCGGCGGCACCUUCUUCGUGGUGGCCAUGCUGAUCGGCUACCCCUUCCUGCGCGCCCUCGUCUUCUUCAUGGCCAUCGUGGUGGCCUACGUGCCCGAGGGGCUGCUGGCCACCGUCACGGUGUGCCUGUCGCUGACGGCCAAGCGCCUGGCGCGCCGGAACUGCGUGGUGAAGAACCUGGAGGCGGUGGAGACGCUGGGCUCCACCUCGGUCAUCUGCUCCGACAAGACGGGCACGCUGACCCAGAACCGCAUGGCCGUGGCGCACCUGUGGUUCGACGGGCAGGUGCACGCCGCCGACACCACCGAGGACCAGUCCGUUAGAGCACACCUGAACUACUGGUUUGGACUGGUUUGGACUGGUUAUACUGGUUAUACUGGUUUGCACUGGUUUGCACUGGUUUGUACUGGUUUGGUCAAACCCAGCCAGGACGGCGUGCCCGUGGCACAGCGUGACGUCAUCGGUGACGCCUCGGAGUCGGCGCUGCUGAAGUUCGCGGAAGUGACGUCGGGGUCGGUGGCGGCCGCCAGGGGGCGCUACCCGAAGGUGGCGGAGCUGCCGUUCAACUCGAGCAACAAAUUCCAGGUGUCGGUGCACGAGGCCGGCCCCCAGCAGCUCCUGGUGCUCAAGGGCGCCCCCGAGCGGGUCCUCGAGCGCUGCCGGGGGGCGCUGCGGGGGGGGGAGGAGCGGCCGCUGGACCCCGAGUGGAGGCGGAGCCUGGAGGGGGCGUGUCUGGAGCUGGGGGGGCGGGGCGAGAGGCUCCUGGUGCUCAAGGGCCCCCCCGAGCGGGUCCUCGAGCGCUGCCGGGGGGCGCUGCGGGGGGGGGAGGAGCGGCCGCUGGACCCCGAGUGGAGGCGGAGCCUGGAGGGGGCGUGUCUGGAGCUGGGGGGGCGGGGCGAGAGGCGUGACGUCAUCGGUGACGCCUCGGAGUCGGCGCUGCUGAAGUUCGCGGAAGUGACGUCGGGGUCGGUGGCGGCCGCCAGGGGGCGCUACCCGAAGGUGGCGGAGCUGCCGUUCAACUCGAGCAACAAAUUCCAGGUGUCGGUGCACGAGGCCGGCCCCCAGCAGCUCCUGGUGUCGGUGCACGAGGCCGGCCCCCAGCAGCUCCUGGUGCUCAAGGGCGCCCCCGAGCGGGUCCUCGAGCGCUGCCGGGGGGCGCUGCGGGGGGGGGAGGAGCGGCCGCUGGACCCCGAGUGGAGGCGGAGCCUGGAGGGGGCGUGUCUGGAGCUGGGGGGGCGGGGCGAGAGGGUGAUCAUGGUGACCGGUGACCACCCGGUGACGGCCAAGGCCAUCGCGGCGCAGGUCGGGAUCAUCUCCGAGGGCAGCGAGACCCCCGAGGACGUGGCGGCGCGCCUGCACCUGCCCCUCGAGACAGGUGCAGCCCAGGUGAGGCUCAGGGGGGACAGCCAGGCGCGCGCCCGCGUGGUGACGGGCUCGGAGCUGGCGGCGCUGGCUCUCCAGGCGCGCGCCCGCGUGGUGACGGGCUCGGAGCUGGCGGCGCUGGCCCCGGGCGCGCUCGAGGAGCUGCUCCGCGCCCACCCCGAGAUGGUUUUCGCCCAUUUUCCCCCCGUUUUCCCCCAGGGCGCCAUCGUGGCGGUGACGGGCGACGGCGUCAACGACUCGCCGGCGCUGAAGAAAGCCGACAUCGGCGUGGCCAUGGGCAUCGCCGGCUCCGACGCCGCCAAGAACGCGGCCGACAUGAUCCUGCUGGACGACAACUUCGCCUCCAUCGUCACCGGCGUGGAGCAAGGCCGGCUGAUCUUCGACAACCUGAAGAAGUCGAUCGCGUACACGCUGACCAAGAACAUUCCGGAGCUGACGCCGUACCUGAUCUACAUCACGGCCAGCGUGCCCCUCCCGCUGGGCUGCAUCACCAUCCUCUUCAUCGAGCUGUGCCCACCUGCGCAGUUCCCGUCGGUGUCGCUGGCCUACGAGCGCGCCGAGAGCGACAUCAUGCACCUGCGGCCGCGCAACCCCCGGCGCGACCGAUUGGUCAACGAGCCCCUGGCGGCCUACUCCUACUUCCAGAUCGGUGCGAUCCAGUCCUUCGCGGGGUUCGUGGAUUACUUCGUGGCCAUGGCGCAGGAGGGCUGGUGGCCGCUGCUGGUGCUGGGGCUGCGGCCGCGCUGGGAGGACGCGCACGAGCAGGAGCUGCAGGACAGCUACGGGCAGCAGUGGGUGCGUGGGCGCACCUGGGGGCACCUGGGCGCAC
Messenger RNA from Passer montanus (Eurasian tree sparrow), 2527 nucleotides. RefSeq names its product potassium-transporting ATPase alpha chain 1-like. Gene Ontology annotation, cellular component: membrane. The annotation marks the transcript as partial. The record is from RefSeq and is a predicted model, not a curated record. The transcript is spliced from 17 exons. Gene Ontology annotation, molecular function: P-type sodium:potassium-exchanging transporter activity; ATP hydrolysis activity; ATP binding. Gene Ontology annotation, biological process: potassium ion import across plasma membrane; intracellular sodium ion homeostasis; sodium ion export across plasma membrane. NCBI's taxonomy places the organism in Eukaryota, Metazoa, Chordata, Aves, Passeriformes, Passeridae.